CAUUCCUGGGGUCACACGUGGAAUCCUCCCUGGUGAUUCCCAGUGAUGAACCCAAGAGCUUGGCUGGAUGUGGGAUGUGAUGGCACAGAUGUGCUGGGGAAUCUCGGGGUGGAUGGGAAUGAUGUGUUCCCAGGAAGGAACAGCCCUGGUAGUUCCUGCUUGGGAACUACCCUGGAUCAGGGGGGCUCGUUCUGCUUCUCCCCAGGUGAAAUUUGUUUCCAGGCUGCAGGAAGUCUGAAAUGACACAGAGCCUGGGCUGGAAACAGCAUCUCUUACUCCACCCAGGUUUGAGUUUUCUCAGGGCUGAGGCAUUUCAGGGGAUGUUGCACAACCACCUCCAGAACACCGCGACCCCGGCACCGCCCCAAAGCUGGGCAGGCUCCCAGAGAGUCAGUGCGCCCUGAGAACCAUGGAUCCAUCCCAGGGAUGCUCAUCCCACAGGCCUGAGCCCCAUUUCCUCCCUCUUCCAGCCCCCUGGCCAGGUGUUUCGGAGCAGGGACGGGCCGGGGUUUCCGAGGGCGGGGGGUUGUUGACACCCCGAGCCCGUUCCUGCGGAUGCGCCUCUUGCAGCACCUUCCUGCGGCUGCGGCUGCGCCUCCCGCCCAGAGCCUGCGGUUGGGGCGGGGGGUUUCCUGUCGUGCCAAUGCCACGAGGCCGGGACAACACCCAGGACAAUACCCCCGAGAGCCCCUCCGAGCAUCCUGGGGAUGGUGCAGAGAGAAGGAGCCCGGCACAAGGGCUGUGCAAAAACAUCAAGUCAGGCCCUCACCCUCCUCCACCUCGUGUGCUAAAGCGUUUCCCGGUGCUGAGGUAUCUCAGGGCACCCUGCUCCCCUCCCUGGCCAUGCCCACACCGUGCCCGCGGGGGUGGCAGCCCUGGCACCAGGUUUGCCGUCACUUCUGCUUUCGGAGCGACGCGAGCCCUGGAGCGCAGCUGCUCCGCGGGGCCGCCGGUGGGGCCGAGCCCUCCGAGGAAGCCCCCUUUUUUGGGGUGCAGCCCACACCCUGCCACCCUCCCCGGGGGUGCCCGCAGCCCCCCAGCCCUCGCUGGCCCCGCUGUCGCCGUGACGUCCUUCCCCCCGCGGGUUCUGAAACCGCAGCCGCUUUUCCGCGCUCCCUCCCUUUCCCCGCCCGGCCGGAGGUGCAGGAGGAGGGUGGCCCACGACGCCCCGCGGGUGCCGGUGCUAGGGCCGCCCUCGCCCCCCGCCCCGUGCCAGCCCUCGCCGGUGAGUCCUGCAGUUGGGAUCCCACCGCGUCCAUCAGCACAGGUCCCAUGGCGCUGGGCCGGGCCGUGCUGGUGCUGCUGGUGCUGAGCCCCCUGUGGGCGUGUGGGGCUGAGCUGCUGGAGCCAGGGCUGCCCUGGGGCGGGCAGUGGGUCUGGGGGGAAGCCAAGCCCCUGCCCCUCUCCCGUGGGAAGAGGGAUGACAGUGGGCAGGAGCCCGGUGCAGCCACGAUGAUCGGCAGUGACGAGAGCGAUGGUGGCUCCGUGCCACCACCAGCAGCCGGCACCAAGGCCAGCCUGCUCCGAGUGCCAGCCACAGCCGAUCCCAUGGAUGAUUCCCCUGAGCCUGAGCUGCUCCUGAGCUCUGCAGCACCAGUGCCCAGCACCAACACUAGCCUGCUCCAGGUGCUUGCACACACCACAGCCGAGCCUAUGGAUGAGACAGAUUCCCCUAAACCUGAGUUACUGGAGGACUCUGUGGCACCAGCAGUGCCCAGUGCCAGCACCAGCCUGCUCCGGGUGCCUGUAGUGCCCACCACAGCUGAUCCCAUGGAUGAGACAAAUCCCUCUGAUCCCGACCUGCUCCUGAGCUCUGCCCCACCACCAGCACCCAGCAGCGAGGCCAGCCGGGCACUGGUGGUGCCAACCACAGCUGAUCCCAUGGAUGAGACCGAUUCCCCUGCUCCCGAACUGCUGCCAGACUCAGAGCCUGCCACACCGACAGCAGCCCAAAAGAGCAUUGGGAACCCCACCACCCCCAGCUGGCUCAUCGAGGAGGACGCAGUGACUGAUGGCCUGGACAGCAGCUCCUCCACGGGGCCGCUCUCAACAACCCCCCCAGCCUUUGUCCUCACCAGCACGGGCUACAGGAAACCCAAGAAAUCCGGAUCUCCGCCUGCAUCGACCCUCCCGGCCACUUGGGACACGACGCCGGUGGCCACCGCCGUGCCCUGGGAGCCCAGCUGGGUGAUGAGCAAGUGCCUGCUGGCCAUCCUGCUGCUGGGGCUGGUGGCCGCCACCUUCCUGGUGUGCACGGGGGUGCUGGGGACGCUGCUGUGGCGGCGGGCGCGGACGGGAGAGCGCCGCUUCAGCCGCACCGAGAUGGUUUGUAUCUCCUCGCUGCUGCCCGACGCCGAGGCGGCCGCCGGUCCCCGGCCGGUCCCCGCUCGGAGGCACAAGCUGCUGCUGCCCGACGGCAGCACCGAGCCCGAUGGAGACAACCUGACUCUCAGCAGCUUCCUGCCGGAGCACUCCUGAGCCCCAGGGAUGGCUCCUGCAUCCCGCAGAGCUGCGGGGCCGCGGGCAGGGUGCCCCUGUCCCCCCGGUGUUUUCGCUUGGACCACUGUGACGGAGCUGCGCCCCCGAGGCGCAUCCCAUUAAAGAGUUAUCCGGACACGGUGGUCUUUUCCUGGCAGGGAGGGCACUCGCCAGCCCCCUCCCGGCCCCGCCGCCUGCCCACAUCCUGCUGCCAAAAUUUCGCUUCUCCAUCCUCCCCCUCAAAGCCCCUGGGGGAGCAGAAACGAAACCCGCGGUCGCUCCUCGCCAGACAGGGACCAGACCCCGGGACUUUGGGGAUGGGACCGCAGCCCCCGGGAUCUCCUGCCCGCGUGGGCUCGGCCUCGUGGGAGCGGGAAGGGCGGGGGGGACGGGGCGGAAACGCGGGGGGACGGGGACAGGGACAGGACGGGUGCUCUCGUGGCACAACGUGUUCCUGCCUGCGGUCGCUGCAGCGAGGCGGGGACGCCUCCGGAGGCUGAGCCGGCCGCUGUCUGUCAGGUGCUCGGCCCCGGGGAGAACGGUGGCCGCAGGGUCUCGGCAUCAUCCAGCUGGGACUGGGAGGAAUGGGGAGAGCAAAUCCAUGAGAGGGCAGAGAAGGUCCUACCAUUUCCCCCGCUGAGGCAGGUGUCAGUCACCCCUCAGGCCACCUUGGGGGAGUGGAAAUAGGCCAGGACUGUCCUGCCAGGCUCAAUGUCCCCAUUUUUCCAUUUUACUCCACUCAGGCUCCCCAACCCCACAUCCCCAUCCCUGCUGUUACCAGCUUCAGUGUCCCAUCUUUCCAUCCUCACCCCUGCCCUGCCAGAUUCAGCAUUCCCAUUCCCACAUCCCCAUAUCCCCUUCCCCAUAUCCCCAAGCUUGCAGCCUCCUCGAAGGCCACUCUGGGCUGGCUGUCCAGGAGCAAUUGCCAGCGUGGUCAUUCACCUGCAUCCCAGCCCUGCUGCCUGUUUACAUUCACCCUGAGCUUGGGAUAUUUUCCAUCUGGAUCCUGGCAGCUGCACAGCCCCGCUCCGGCUGUGAAUGUAAAUGUUUAUGGGUGAGUCAGGCGGGCCCACAGCUGGUGGCUGUGGCCUGUCCCCACGCAGGACACCCUGCCAGUGGGCUCCUUGCUGAUGCCACCCUGCUCUGUCCCACUGUGUCCCCACGCCAGCACCCUCCCAGCCAAAGCAGCCACAGGGAAAGAGGGAUGCUCCCAUCCUCUGGCCUCACCCCACAGCAGCUCAUCCAGCCUCUGCCCCCGGUGAGGAUGAGGCUGGUGUGUCCUGAGGAACAGGAGGGGUGCAGAUCCGGGGGAUUGCUCCCACUCCCGGCCUUGUGCCAGCCGCUCUCCAGCAGGAGCCCAGCGAAGAGAAACUUUCUUUCACCGCGGGAGCCGGGAAUCGCCCUAUUUGGCGCAGUCAGCAGGUCCUGUCGGGCUGCCAUCGCCCACCUCACGGCACAGGAAUUCACGGGAAGCCUGCGCGGUGUCACAGCAGGAUCCUCGGGGUGGGGUGCAGUGGGGUGGCACGGGGCCGUGGUGGGUGACAGAGGGCCGGGGGUGGCACGGGGCUGUGGUGGGUGACAGGGGUGGCACAAUCCCACGCACGACGCUGCACAUGGAGCUCCACACGCCUCGUGCAUCUCUGCAGGACGGGCGCCCUCCGGGUAUUUUGCUGGCACAGCAAAGCGCAGCCCAGGGAAGCAAAUUAGAAGCAGAGCAAGGCUGAAAUGCCUCAAAUUGCCGGUUCCCCGGGCGGGCUGUGCCGCCGAGCCCAGCCCUGCGCGGCCGCGCGUUCCUGCUGCCCCAAAUUACACGGCGGGGCCGGCCCUGCCCUGCUCGGAGGGGCCGGCCCGUGCCCGCUGCAGGCAAAAACGGCAUCCUAAUGGGCGGUGGGAGCUGGCACCGGGAACUGGGACGGGGAUCCCGGCUGCGAGGGUGGGGACACUGGGCAGGGAGGGAUGAGGACUCUGAGCAAUGAAGAGAGGAAGGGUGGGAUGGGAUGCAGAUCCUGGAAAAGGAGGGAUGGAGGCUGUGGGUGAAGCAGGAUGGGGAUCCUGGCUGGGAUGGGAUGGAGCUCUUGGAUGAGCAACAAUGGGGACUCUGGACGAUGUGGGAUGCAGACCCUGGACAAUGAAACUGAGCCCAACACCGGCAUUACUGGGUGCGUGGGGGGAACUCAGCCCCAGCCCCACCUGGGCUGCAGGAGCAGGGCCGGAUGCUGCUUGAACUCCUCGCCCUCCCCUCGCCUUUCCCCCUUCCCCUCUAAGAUUUCAUCACUGAGCACUUAAGGCCGGGAAAAGCCGCCCGAGCAGCUGCAGGGAGCUGCCGGGGCAGCCAGACGGACGGAGCCUUUAUUUCGGGGAGCCGCGACGCCGGCGGCGACGCCGGAGAAACCCCAGCGGCGCCAGCCCCCCUCCAGCCGGGGGGACAGGAUCCCUGCCCCCCACCCCGCGGGGGUCACGGUCCCCAGGCGCUGGCCAUGGCUUUUUGGGGGGUCUGGCAGGUCCCCAGAGAGGAGCAGAGGAAAAUAGCAACAGGAUGAGGUCACGCAGCGGCUGCAGCCUCUUGAGCAACCUCAGGCCAGGCCGAGGGGACCAGGGCAGGGGGAGAGAGAGACUGGGGGGGCUCAAGAGAUGCCCCCAGACCCCAAGACUGGAGACCAGCACCCGGGGAGCUGAGCAGCUGCUGUGUUUGCCUGGGGAAGCAGGGGGACCCCUGCCUGUGUCCCUGCCUGCACCCCAAGGCAGAGGUGCCCAGGCCAGAGCAUGUCCAGGCUGGGAUUUUAGGAAAUGUUCUUCUGGAAUUAUGGUGAUGGUCCUAAGCCGUGUUUGCCCCACUGCCUCAAUAAUGCCAGGGCGCUGAGCCCACAUCUCUCACUGUCCCCCUUGGACCCUUGGAUAGGCUUUACCCCCACCUUAGUGGAUAAAAACAACAUUAAAAACAACCCCCUGUGUGACCCUCAUCCCCACUUGCACCCCAAAAUGUGGCCCCUCCCGGGGUUGAUGACGGGGGGCACCGUGGCUCCUUUGCUGACGGGAUAAGCCAGGAAACACCCCCAGCCCCAGCUGGAUUUCAUCUGGGAGGGGGCUGGGGGCU
Messenger RNA from Onychostruthus taczanowskii (white-rumped snowfinch), 5572 nucleotides. RefSeq names its product selectin P ligand (gene SELPLG). The transcript has 2 exons. The coding region runs from base 556 to 2478 and encodes 640 amino acids. Gene Ontology annotation, biological process: hemopoiesis; leukocyte tethering or rolling. The record is from RefSeq and is a predicted model, not a curated record. Lineage: Eukaryota; Metazoa; Chordata; Aves; Passeriformes; Passeridae. Gene Ontology annotation, cellular component: plasma membrane.